GUUUUAUGCAAUUAUAUUACACAGUACUUUAUAAUGAAUAUGCUUAUGAGCCUGAGAAAUGCUGGAGGAAAGCUUGUGGGUGGACUUCAAUCAAGAUUAUUAGUAAGUUCUAGUACAUGUGUGCGGAGCAAGCACACCUUACCUGAUCUGCCUUAUGAUUACAAAUCUUUGGAACCAACAAUAUCUGAAGAAAUAAUGCGAUUACAUCAUUGCAAACACCAUGCUACCUAUGUAACCAAUCUAAACGCAGCAGAGGAGAAACUUGCUGAAGCCCAAGUAAAGAGCGAUGCAACGGCAAUAAUCAAUCUCGCUCCUGCUCUCAAAUUCAAUGGUGGCGGCCAUAUCAAUCACUCCAUCUUUUGGACAAAUUUAUCUCCGGAUGGUGGCGGAGUUCCUCAGGGAGAGUUAGCUGAAGCUAUUAAUCGUGAUUUUGGCUCCUUUGAUAAAAUGAAAGAAAAGCUUACUGCAUCUACUGUCGCUGUUCAGGGUUCUGGCUGGGGUUGGCUUGGAUACAAUAGAGAGUGUGGAAGAUUAGAAAUAACGACUUGUGCUAACCAAGAUCCAUUGCUUGCAACUACUGGAUUGAUACCACUUCUCGGAAUCGAUGUCUGGGAACAUGCUUAUUAUCUUCAAUACAAAAAUGUUCGUCCUGACUAUGUUAAAGCUAUAUUUGAUAUUAUUAACUGGUCAAAUGUUUCAGACAGAUUUGAAACAGCGUCAAAAUAAAUCCUAUUUACAACAAUAGUUUUGGUUGCCACUUUGGUGUGCGAACUCUGCAUUUGUGUGAUCUUAGUGAUUUCAGAGGGUUAAUUCAUGUCUUUGUGAGAUCGCAUACCAAAAUGGCACCCAAUUUGUUUUCUAUUCACAACUAAACUAAUGUGAUAUUAUGUUGCAAAAUAUUCAUUUUUUUUUUAAUAUAUCGAAAGCUUCAGGUGUUUAAAUUUGUUUGAAUUACUAUUCAAUAAUGUAAUUGGUAAUUGUUCAUAAACAGUUAUUCAAUCGUUGAGGUAAAAUCUGUUUAAUAUUGUAUAAUUUAUCACAGA
Molecule: messenger RNA, 1043 nt
Organism: Styela clava
Lineage: Eukaryota; Metazoa; Chordata; Ascidiacea; Stolidobranchia; Styelidae
Product: superoxide dismutase [Mn], mitochondrial-like
Biological process (GO): superoxide metabolic process
Cellular component (GO): mitochondrion
Molecular function (GO): superoxide dismutase activity; manganese ion binding
Source: RefSeq, a predicted model, not a curated record